AUGACAAAUAAUAAUAAUAUUAAUUUAUUAGUUAAUUUUCCUUUUAUAUUAAUAAAAAAGAUAGUUGAAGGGUUAGAUGAAAAUAUAGAUAAGAUUUGCUUUGCUCUUACUUGUAAGAGAUGGUAUGAUAAUAGAUCUACCUAUCUUCAUCUACAGUUGAAAAUCAACUCUAAAUUCAAAAACCUUGACGAUGAAAGUUCUCUCAUGCUCAAGCAAUUUGUAAAUCAAACAGAGAUUAUUAGAUUGCCUGCGGUAGAUACUCAACAACUAAUUAAAUGUAUAAUUGUGAUGACCAAUCACACUUAUUAUUCAACCAAUCCAAACCCAGGAACUACUAUUGUAAAUAGACAUCAAUUCUUAACAUGGGGUGAUCAUGAUAUCGCUUUGGAUAUCAAUGAAAUGGUAUUACAUUUCCAUUUGGGUAUUCCUAUAACUUCUCUUCCAGGUAUCAAUCGAAUGGAGAAGCUGAUCAUCACCAGGCCAUUGACGGCAAUAGUUGACUAUUCAUUACCCGAUAGUAUUACCAAACUUGUCCUUAGUCGAAAGGAAUCACCCUUAUUCGGUCCAAAUGCAGUGCUACCUCCUCGACUAGAAAUACUUUACCUUUUAGAAUGCGAUCAGAAGUUUGAAAAAGGAUUCUUCCCACCUACCUUGAAAGAACUACUACUUGGAAACAACUAUAAUCAGCUAUUCGAACCAGGAUUGCUUCCGCAUGGACUUACCGAAUUCACCAUUAACAACGACAACUAUUCACAUCCUUUGGUUAGAGGAACAUUACCAUCCACACUGAAGAUACUAUGUUUGAAAUCCUAUGUUGGUGAUCUUGUAUUCUACUAUCCAAACGACAACAACCAAUCAGAAAAUAACAAUAACAAUAACAAUAAUAAUAAUAAUAACACAUUCAUUCCAUCUACAAUACGAUCACUCGAGAUUGGAACACCAGUUGGUCAGGAGAAUACUAAAUUCCAACAAAGAAUACCAAGCACUCUAAAGUCAUUGCAACUAUCGAGCUCGUUUAAGCAAUCACUAGGUGAUGACGUUGACGUUUUCAUUCCUGGUGACGUCCAAUUGGUAGUAGAUAGUUGGAUGCAACUAUCGACUACCAGUGGAUUUCCAAGAGUGAAACACCUCAAGUAUACCAACACAUGGAACUGUUCAAAUAUUUCAAGAGAAAUGAGAAAUGCACCCUCUACAUUGGAAUCGUUAGAGAUUGAUGAUAUUGAGAAUCACCCAUUCGAUUGGCUGCCACCCUCCAUUAGAUCAUUGACACUUCCAUUGGAGUACUUUGAAAAUCAAUAUCCUACAUCACAGUCAUCAAUUCAAGAAUCACUGAUCAUGGACCUUACUUUGAGCGUUUAUUUUAGCGAUCAUAUUGAUUUCAAAACGAGAAGAUUAGACAACGAGAGAUUCUUAAUUAUGUCACCAUUCAACGCCAAGAUAAUCAACUUCUCAUCGAUCAUUAAUUACAUCAAACAUCUAAAGAACAAACAUUUAAAUCAAACAACAAACUAA
Messenger RNA from Heterostelium album PN500, 1512 nucleotides. Its product is annotated as FNIP repeat-containing protein. The transcript is spliced from 2 exons. The record is from RefSeq and is a predicted model, not a curated record. NCBI's taxonomy places the organism in Eukaryota, Evosea, Eumycetozoa, Acytosteliales, Acytosteliaceae. Bases 1 to 1512 code for a protein of 503 amino acids.